Musa acuminata AAA Group (dessert banana) is the source of this 1455-nucleotide messenger RNA. RefSeq names its product 3-isopropylmalate dehydratase large subunit, chloroplastic-like. The record is from RefSeq and is a predicted model, not a curated record. NCBI's taxonomy places the organism in Eukaryota, Viridiplantae, Streptophyta, Magnoliopsida, Zingiberales, Musaceae. The transcript has 8 exons. Bases 530 to 883 code for a protein of 117 amino acids.
UACAGCAUUAACAUGAAUGAGAGCAGUCGAAAAAAAUGCAGAAUAGCAGUAGAUAGUUUUGCAUUUUGGGAUUCAUGAAUUCUUUUAAAAACUUCUAAAAACAGUAUUAUUGAAGGUUUCCAAAUCUUCAAAUGUAUAGUUUUCAAAUUUUCAAAUACAAUACUAUGAAAACAUGUCUUUCAGGUUUUCUGAUUUUUAAUCUUAAUAUUCUCUGUUCAUGUUUAAAUUUUGACAGCCUUCAUCUGCAAUCCCUUGCCUGCUGUUGUAAGAUGGCAUUUAAGAUUGCACACUCUCUUUUUUUAACACCACUUGAAUUGUAAAUCUCAGGUUUGGGAUCGUGAAAAGAUUGUUGUGAUACCAGAUCACUAUAUAUUUACUAGUGAUGAAUGUGCAAACAGGAAUGUGGAUAUUUUGAGGGACUUUUGCUUAGAGUGGAACAUUAAGUAUUUUUAUGGUAUUCAAGUUCUUGGUAAUUUUAGGAUAUUAGAUAUUCUUGAUUUUUCUUUAUGAAUAUCAACCCUUUCUCAGUAUGCUUGUUAUUUCUUAUGUUCCUUUUUCAAAACUGCAGGCUAAUCCAGAUUACAAAGGUGUAUGCCACAUUAUGCUUGCACAAGAACACCAUUGUAGACCCGGGGAGGUUUUACUCGGCACAGACUCCCACACAUGUAAUGCUGGUGCUUUCAGGAAAUUUGCUACUGGAAUUGGCAACGCCGAUGCAGGUUUUGUCAUGGGAACUGGGAAGCUCCUUUUGAAGAUGGACGAGAGGAUGACUUUGUGCAACAUGGUCAUCGAAGCUGGGGGUAAGAAUGGGGUUGUUUCUGCUGAUGAAACUACAUUCAAGUGCCUUGAGGAUAAAACUUCCAAGAAUUUUGAACCUUUGUAGAAAGAUGAUAAUGCCAGCCACAUUGCUCUAGCAAGAGAGUGCAAGGGCAUCAAAAUUGACAGGGCCUACAUAGGUUCUUGCACUGGUGGAAAGAUGGAGGAUUUUUUAGCUGCAGCAAAGGUGUUCCUAGCUUCAGUAUGAAUGGAUAAAUAUAGCCUCCCGGUACCAAGAUCUGGCAGGAAGACUUGUUCUCAAAUAUUUGAGGAGGCUGGUUGUGAAGUUCCAUGCCUAUUUGUUUCUACCACAAAUAGGAACUUCCAUGGCAGAAUGGGUCACAAAGAGGGUCAGAUGUAUCUUGCUUCACCAUAUACGGCUGCUGCUUCAGCUUUGACAGGAUACGUUACUGAUCCAAGGGACUUCCUUCCGUGAAAGGAACAAGUUGAUGGUACCCUAUAUAUGAUGCUCAAAGUUUACUUCACAGAUCACUUCUUGAGUCUUCACCCUGACAACAUCUAAGAAAGAGCUUCAUAUGCACCCAACAAGUCAUUCCUGUCCGAGGAAAGAAGAAAAGUAGUGCUGCCUCGAAGCCUCUUCAAAUUAUGGCCUCCGUCCUUCCGCUCUCAUCUGUUCUG